CUAAGUCAUUGAUGUAGUUCACAGUGAAAUAGUAAAUUUUAAGUAUGUAAAUUAUUGCGCAAAUAUUUUAUAUUUAUUAAAUAUAGUAUUUAAAAAAUCUUACAAUAAUAGAUAAAAAAAUAAUCAUUAUUCAAUUGAUUUUAUUUGAUUUAAAUUAAAUAAAAUUAUUUAGCAUAAAAAAUGUUGGCCAAAUUAUUUGAAAUUCAUGGUAGAUUUUGUGUUAGUCAUCCAUUAGAAAUAAUUGUCACAACACUAACAUUAACUGCUUGUAUGCUCAAUUUGGAUACUGGUAAUUCAUUAUCUAAAGACGAAAGAUUAUCAGGCACAUCAAAUUGUUGGAACGGACGAUGUAAUUCUGAUGAUCACAAUGCCGUAGAUGUAAUUGUCAUGACAAUGAUACGGUGUUUAGCUAUUUUAUUUAGCUAUCAUCAAUUUCGUAAUCUUUAUAAACUCGGGUCUAAAUGGAUUUUAGGUAUUGCUAUCCUAUUCAUCGUUUUCUCUAGCGUUAUAUUUACGACAAGUGUUGUUAACUUCAGUCGUAGUGAUGCUUCCGAUCUCAAGGAUGCUUUGUUCUUUUUUUUAUUACUUAUUGAUUUAAACAAAGCUGGAGUACUAGCACAAUUGGCAUUAAGCUCAAGAAGUCUGGAAGAAGUUAGGACAAAUAUUGCUCGGGGAAUGUCACUUUUAGGACCAACAAUAACUCUGGAUACCCUUGUAGAAAUUCUUCUUAUUGGAAUAGGAUCAUUGUCGGGCGUUAAAAGACUUGAAAUACUUUGUAGUUUUGCUUGUCUUGGUAUAGUUGUCAAUUAUAUUGUAUUUAUGACAUUCUAUCCUGCUUGUUUAUCAUUAAUACUUGAGCUUUCGAGAAGUAAUAUUGGAGUAGGAACUCUUAGCGCUGAUAAAAUAUUAAUGUUACACUCAUUAAAUGAAGAAGAUCAAAAGCCAAAUCCAGUAGUAGAACGUGUUAAAUUAAUAAUGAUCGCAGGUCUUUUUGUUGUACAUGCUCAUAGUCGUUGGCCAUUUAAACACAGUGAUGAUGAUAAUCCAGUAGAAGUAACGUCUUUACCAAUAAAUUCACACGUUGUUAUAACAAGUCACAAUAAAUCAAAAACACCAGAUGACUUGACAGAACACUUUAUGAAUUGGCUAUCCAUCAGUGCAGAUAAUAUUGUUAUUUUAAUUCUUCUACUAGCGUUAGCACUUAAAUUUAUGUUUAUUGAAGACAAAGGUGAUAUUGCUAAACAAUUACAAUUUAAAGAAGAAGAGGAAACUUCGCCUGAAACACAAUCAACAGAUGAAAGUAUUGAUACAAUGCACGCUACAUGUCUUAAUGUUUCUUUGAGACAAAGAUUUGGUAAUAAUUUACCAAGUAUUCACACUCCUAUAUUUCCUUUAUCGGAAAUGAAUGAUAAUUGGAUUGAAGUUGGUAAUGAAAAUCAUAUUGAACUUGAAGAUAAAGAAGUACAAACUGAUGUUAGAAUUUAUAACAAUACUGAUGAAGUCAAUAAUGAUUUAUCACCUUAUUUAGAAGAACGUGAGUCUCGUAGUAUUGAAGAAUGCUUAGCAAUAUAUCGUUCUGAAUUGGGAGCCAGUGCAUUAACAGAUAAAGAAGUAAUUCAAUUAGUGCAACAUAAAUAUAUUCCUGCUUAUCAAUUGGAGAAAGCAGUUGAUAAUAUGGAACGGGGUGUUGGUAUUCGUCGUUUAUUAGUCAGUGCUGCUGCAAAAUUUACCGAUGAAUUAUCUGAUUUACCCUACAAGAGUUAUGAUUAUGCUAAAGUAUUGGGAGCUUGUUGUGAAAAUGUUAUUGGAUACAUACCUGUACCUGUUGGAAUAGCAGGCCCACUAUUAAUUGAUGGUGAAUUAUUUCAUAUACCAAUGGCAACAACAGAAGGUUGUCUUGUUGCAUCAACAAAUCGAGGAAGUAGAGCAUUGUCUAAAUGCGGUAUAACAAGUCGUGUCGUUGCUGAUGGAAUGACUCGAGGUCCAGUUGUAAGAUUUCCAAAUAUUGUGCGUGCAAGUGAAGCCAUGGCAUGGAUGCAAGAUUCUAAUAAUUUUAAUGAAAUGAAAAGGACUUUUGAUGAAACAAGUAGAUUUGCCAGAUUAACUAAAAUUCACGUUCGUAUUGCUGGUAGACAUUUAUUUAUAAGAUUUGUUGCUAAAACUGGUGACGCGAUGGGGAUGAAUAUGUUAUCGAAAGGAACUGAAAAAUCAUUACAAUGUGUACAAAUUUAUUUUUCGGAUAUGGAAAUAUUAUCACUGAGUGGUAAUUUUUGUGCUGAUAAAAAACCAGCAGCUGUCAAUUGGAUUGAAGGAAGAGGAAAAAGUGUUGUAUGUGAAGCUGUUGUACCAGCUGAAAUUGUAACAACUGUGUUAAAAACUUCAGUUCACUCAUUAGUAGAUGUUAAUAUUAGUAAAAAUAUGAUUGGAUCUGCAGUUGCUGGUAGUAUCGGAGGUUUUAAUGCUCAUGCUGCCAAUGUUGUUACAGCAAUUUAUAUUGCGACAGGGCAGGAUCCAGCACAAAAUGUUGGAAGUAGUAAUUGUAUAACACUUAUGGAACCUUGGGGUGAAGAUGGAAAUGAUUUAUAUGUUUCUUGUACAAUGCCUAGUAUUGAAAUAGGUACGGUGGGAGGUGGCACUGGAUUACCAGCACAAAGUGCUUGUCUUGCAAUGUUGGGCGUUAAAGGUGCUCAUGAAGAGGAACCCGGUAAAAAUGCUAAUAAAUUAGCACGAAUAGUUUGUGCCACUGUUCUUGCCGGAGAAUUAUCUCUUAUGGCUGCACUAACUGCCGGUCAUCUAGUCAGAAGUCAUCUUAGACAUAAUCGAUCAUCCACAACAGUUUGUAAUCCAGUAAAAUCAACAGGAAGUGAAAGAUUAUGUUUAACGGUGCCAAAUACUUUAACGACUCCACAAUUUGAAAGAACGAAUGACACUAGUUAGCCUUAGCGUUAGUUAUAGCUGAUGU
Molecule: messenger RNA, 2962 nt
Organism: Microplitis mediator
Lineage: Eukaryota; Metazoa; Arthropoda; Insecta; Hymenoptera; Braconidae
Gene: Hmgcr
Product: 3-hydroxy-3-methylglutaryl-coenzyme A reductase
Exons: 9
Coding region: 181-2937 (918 amino acids)
Biological process (GO): isoprenoid biosynthetic process; sterol biosynthetic process; coenzyme A metabolic process
Cellular component (GO): endoplasmic reticulum membrane; peroxisomal membrane
Molecular function (GO): protein binding; hydroxymethylglutaryl-CoA reductase (NADPH) activity; NADP binding
Source: RefSeq, a predicted model, not a curated record